Schistocerca nitens (vagrant locust) is the source of this 3712-nucleotide messenger RNA. RefSeq lists its product as uncharacterized. The coding region runs from base 1 to 2058 and encodes 685 amino acids. Gene Ontology annotation, molecular function: protein binding. The transcript has 9 exons. The record is from RefSeq and is a predicted model, not a curated record. Lineage: Eukaryota; Metazoa; Arthropoda; Insecta; Orthoptera; Acrididae.
AUGGCUGAAGAGAACACGAGUACGUUCAACUCGGAACUUGCCAGCACUAGCUUUGAUGAGGUUGAUGAAGACGAUGCCUUCGAAGCUGACCUUCUAGAGAAGUUGGACUCCAGCGGCAUGUGCAAGCUGCGGGAACAUUUCUUCUGCAAGGAAGGCCAAAAAUACGACCAACAGAGGAAGCUGUCAGGCAGCAUUCCUGGUUACAAAUACUCUGGGUUGUCACUCAACAGAGACGAGUUCAUCGAGGCGAUGGAAAGCGCUAUGGGUGCCCCUGUGGAAGCGGCGGUUGGCGCCCGGCUGUUCGGCGCGCUGGACGCCCACAACCGCGGCCUGGUGUGGUGGGAGGAGGUCCUGGACUACCUGAUCGACAAGGCGGGCCGCCGCGACCGCGACAGACUGUCCUGGCAACCGCUGGAGGCUCGACACACCGUGCACCACCUGCCGCACUGCAAGCGCGAGCCGGUGCUGCGAGUGCUGGGACUGCGGACGGCGAGCUCGUUCUGCUACCUGGCGGCGUGCCGGCUGGGCCGCGUGGGGCUGUACGGCGGCCGGCUGGAGCAGCUGGAGGAGUACGUGCUGCCGCUGGGGGCCACGCGCCGCCGCCGCCUCGCGCACACCUGGCUCACCGACGCGCUGCACCUGCCCGACGCCGCCGCCGUGCUCUACCUCGCCUCCGACCGCAGCCUGCUCCUCUACGACGCCUCCUGCUUGGUGCACACGCCGUUGUGCGUGGUGAGUGGGAUGCGGAACGUGGCCGAGUGUGCGUGCUACGCAGCCUCUGACGUGCACGCAUCGGGCCGGUCCACGCUCUACAUGGGAGACGACCACGGCAACGUCAUCACACUCGUCUUUCACCAGCCGCGGGUCUCGCUCUUCCGCAAGAAGCACCCUGACAAACUCGACAGAUACUACUGGGUGGAGCUGGAGCAGCAGACGGAGUGGGUGUCGGUGCGGGUGGACGAGGGCGUGCACGCCGGCGCGGUGCGGCAGCUGGCCUACUGCCCGGACAACGACACCCUGGUCUCCUGCAGCCACGACCCCGCCGCCACCGUCGUCAUCAGGCACGCCCCCGCGCGCCGCGCACCCUACAUCUUCCGGCUCGCCAGGGGCGUGCGCUGCUUCCACUUGGAGCGCCGCCUGAAGCUUUUGGCCACGGGCAGCAGCGACUGUGUGGUGCGACUCUGGAACCCCGUGGUCACCAACCAGCCUACCGCUUCGCUCUUCGGCCACGCGGCUGCCGUCGUAGACGUGCUCGUCAUGCCAGACAUGGACGUCGUCUUCAGUUGUUCCACUGACGGGGUGGUGAAGGCGUGGGACGUGUGGGACCAGUGUUGCGUGCAGACAGUGAGUGUGCGCGGACCCCUAGAGCUGGGGCUGGAGCACGGCGCGCUGUCGCUGGCGGCGGGAGGCCGCUGCCUGCUGCUGGCGGGCGGCUGCCACGUGGCCACUGUGCGCAUGCGCCAGCCGCGCCGCCCCGCGCAGCCGCUGCCGGCCACACCGCCGCCUCUGCCGCCGCCCUCGCGCGAGCACCGACCGGCCGUCCCGUCACCCUGGCAGGCGGCCGAAGCGCGCGGCAUCAUUACCCCGGACUCGUCAGUCUACAGCCAGUCCAGUGUAUGUGGCGACAGUGAGAGCGGAUCUCCUUCACAGUCGCCGUCGCCACCACCACCCAGCAACCACGACAGACCGGAAACGCCAGAGGUUGCCACCAGUUCCGGUCGCAUGCCCGAGCUGCCGCCGCCUCCGGUGUUGCCUCAUUCUCCCGGGCCGCCGCACGAUCUGCAUUCGCGCCGCGCGCUCCACGAACGGCGGAUCCGCGAACUGCGCCCAGUGGUGGGACAGUGCGCACCGCAUCUGGCCCUGGCGCUACACGAGCCAGUGGAACUGCGGCUGUCGCCAGCGCUGCCACCGCCGCCCGGACUGGCCGCGCGACACCCGGAGCGCACGGCGCGCCUGCUGCAGCAGCCGGAGCGGCUGGCGAGAGCCCGACUGCUGUCGCCGAGCUCCGUGUCCGUGCUGAGCGCCCGUAGCGCCAGCAGCAGCGACACACGCAAGUAGUGUGCUCUCAGCACGUGAAAUAUGCACACGCAGCGACAAUGGUGCACAAAAUAUCGGUCCACAUGCUGCGUUUCAUUCUGCAGUCUGAUAUUUAAAAACUGUUUUGUACUCUCACUUUAGUUACACUAUCAGAAGUUGGAAUUGCUACAUCAUUAAGCGCCGAUCCUAUAUUUACCAAACUAUUUGGAGAUGUUCACACACAGCGAGUAUUAAAAUUUCAUUCCAUUCGGAACUGAUGUUCAUUGUGGACUUCCUUAUGAGAUGAGACCCUUACAGGCAUGAAUAAACGCUUGUAUUCAUUUGGUAUAGAAGCAUGCAACAUCUGAGCGAUACAUUGAAGAUUUUCUAGCCAUGCCUAAAAUACAUGCUGUGUCAGUUCAUGAAGAUUGCUGGUUGAAGGCUAGUCUAGAAGUACAUGUCUUUCCAUCGCAUCCCAGACAUGCUCUGUGGGUGACACAUCAGAUAACAGGACUGCUAGUCAAGAAUCUACAGUUUUAUCAAGGUGUUUGUGCUGUGAAAUGCAGUUUGGAGUCUGCAUUAUCUCAUUGGAAUAUCCCAUUUGGAGCCCUGAUCAUGAAGGGUAUGACAACAGGGUUUACCAUUUUUUCUACCCACAGAUUAGCAUUCAGCUUCCCUUCAGUGAUUACCAAAUCUGCCCUGUUUCCCAUAUUCGGUAGCUAUCCGCACCGCAAUUCCAAGAGCUGGAGAAUUAUAGUUUUUGAGAAUAGCUGCUGUCUGAGAGCUUUCACCAAGUCUUUUACACACUCGUUGGUGUCAAUCAGACAAGUCUACGUUGUUUGUGGUAUGGUGUUAGCAGUAAACUACACAAGGCAACUUGAGACCUCAACCCAGUUUCCAGCAACUUGCUGGUGGCAGUUCAUGGUGAUACAUUCCUUGUAAUUUCUUCCGAGUUUCCGAAUGUUGUCAUUUAUUUUUCAAACCCAGUCAAGCAACCCUACAUUCUAGGGUCAAGCAACCCUAUAUUCUUCCCAUGGUGUAUUUCUCCUAUAAGGAACUAUACCCACACUUCUUAACAUACUAUUGUCCCAAGUUCAUCUCAUUUUCACUUAUUCUGCAGUCAUUGCGUUACUCCCAGCUAAGUGUGUGAUCUGUUGGUAUGAUGCCCGAUUGACCUUCAUUCUGACAAAUCUACCUUUUCUCAGUGUCCAAUACAUCAUGAUAAGCUGUGUGUGCCCAUCCUCUGCAUAUACUGUGUUGCAAGCCCCACCUGAAAAAUUCCAGUAACGUUAAACACACUCAGUACCCAUCAUUACAUCCACUACUUCUUGCCUGUAGAAUACUUGCUUUAGAGCAUUGAGAAUAAUCUCACAUAAGGCUGAACUUUUAAUCAAUAUAUCCCACAGGGUUGAAAUACCAGAGUAUCAGCUUAGUAGUGUUCACACACUCUGCACAUGUUGUAACACUUUCCAUUUCUGUCAGUGUAAUCCCUCAGGGAUGACAUGUUACUGUCUUGAUUUUUUCCCCUUUUUCUUGUUACUAAAACAAAUAAAAAUCCAGUCGGUGUGCAUCUGAGACAGAAACAGCAUUAAAUACUAUCGAUUUCGUGGUUACUAAAAUGAUACAGUGCUCUUAUGUAAAACUACUUUGUGUCACACUGAACCUGGAGAUUAAUAAAAUUACCUACAAAUGGAGA